This is a messenger RNA of Aureobasidium melanogenum CBS 110374, 489 nucleotides long. RefSeq lists its product as uncharacterized. Lineage: Eukaryota; Fungi; Ascomycota; Dothideomycetes; Dothideales; Saccotheciaceae. The transcript has 2 exons. The coding region runs from base 1 to 489 and encodes 162 amino acids. The record is from RefSeq and is a predicted model, not a curated record.
AUGUCUUCCACAAACAACACCAACGCUGCUACUGCCGACACUACCCCAGCCAUCCCCGAGUAUCGCAAGAAGGUCAUCAAGACCAUGAAUACCCAGGAAGCCAAGAAGAAGGAGGGCAUCACACUCCUCACCCCGCAACCCAGUCCCCACGGCCAUGCUCGCGUAUACCAAGACUUCCGUUGGUCAAACGCUCAACGCGAUCGCUUCCUCGCUGACGGUACUCUACCCUUCGACGUCAACAACGUACCCUCCAACCUCAAGCCUGUUCCCAUUGGCAUGUGGAUCUUCGAUGGUAGAGGUAGUACCCAGCACUCCAUGCCUGAGAUCGAGAUGAAUCCUCUGCCUGAUCUUGAGCGCAACAAGGCGGUUGUGGUCAUCGACUUUGGCAUUCCGGAUUACUUGUGCAUGAUCCCGCCUGGUCUUUGUCGUCUGGUGCCUACCGGUCCUAACAAGGGUCGCUUGGAGCCCACUUUUGGUAAUCUGUCUUGA